AUGGCUUUUUUUGGCGAAAAGAAGAAAGGAGACGAUUUUGUCCCACCGGCCACUGAACAAGUCGUUGCCACUGAUGAAGACUACGAAUACCAAAGCGAGUUUCAAGAUGUGGAUCGAACACACGCUGGCUCUUCAUGGACCGCUUACUACAACAUUGUGUGUGUGGUUGCUGGUACCGGUACCUUAGGUUUACCCUACUCCUUGCGUCAAGGUGGCUGGAUUGGUAUUUUGAUUUUGUUCCUGGCUUGGUUCAUGUCCACUUACACCGGUGUCAUUCUUGUACGAUGUCUUUAUGCAAAGGGCAAUAAGCGGUUAUCAAGCUACAAGGACAUUGCUACUGCAUCAUUUGGACCUAUUGGCGGCUGGGUCGUCUUCUUUUUCAACGCAUGGAUUCUUGUUGGUGCACCCGUUUUAUAUAUGGUGCUUGCUGGUGGCAAUUUACAACAUCUUUGUGCUGAUACAGCAGGUGCUAUUGGUGAUGUACCAUGGACAAUCAUUUGCUGUGCCGUUGUUGCCAUCCCAUUUGUGUUUAUCAAGAGCAUGAAGGAAAUGGCAUGGAUGAGUGCCUUUGGUGCAGGCUCAACGUUGGCUGUGGUGCUCAUUGUGUUCAUUGUGGCAUGCAUUGACAAAAAGAGCCUUCCUCCUGUACACCAUGACAACGUCAUUUGGGAUCAAUUUCCUAUCGCCUUGGCAACGAUCUCUGUUAGUUUCGGUGGCAACGCAGUGUAUCCCCACGUCGAACAAUCAAUGACACGCCCUAAGGAUUGGCCCAAAGUUGUAUCUGCAGGCUUGGCUACAUGUGCUUUUAUGUACUUUUUGACGGCUGUACCAUGUUAUUUCAUUUACGGCAACCUCGCUGUCAACCCUAUCUACAACAGCAUUCCCGAUGGUGUCCCUCAAAUCAUUGCCAUCGUGUUGAUGACUCUUCACGUGCUUUUGGCAGCUCCCAUUUUGCUCACUUCCUUUGCACUCGAUGUCGAAUCCAUGGCUAACAUCACCGUUGAACGUUGGGGUCGUGUUCUCGAAUUUAUUUUCCGUGCUUCUUUCCGCAUUCUUCUCAUUUGCAUUGUUGGUGUCAUUGCAUGCACGGUGCCCCAUUUCGAUUUGCUCAUGAGCUUGAUUGGCUCCUUCUCCAACUGUGGUCUUAUCUUCACCUUCCCUGUGGUCUUUUAUUUGCGUCUCACAGGUAUUCGCAACAAGCCCAUUUACGAGCUCGCUUGGUGUGCUCUCACUGUUCUUCUUGGUAUUGUGGGUCUCAUCUUUGGUACCAUCGAUUCCAUCAAGGGCUUGAUCAAUGCUUAUUAA
Messenger RNA from Lichtheimia ornata, 1305 nucleotides. RefSeq lists its product as uncharacterized. NCBI's taxonomy places the organism in Eukaryota, Fungi, Mucoromycota, Mucoromycetes, Mucorales, Lichtheimiaceae. The record is from RefSeq and is a predicted model, not a curated record. Gene Ontology annotation, cellular component: vacuolar membrane. Gene Ontology annotation, molecular function: amino acid transmembrane transporter activity. The transcript has 3 exons. Gene Ontology annotation, biological process: amino acid transmembrane transport. Bases 1 to 1305 code for a protein of 434 amino acids.